Messenger RNA from Grus americana (Whooping crane), 2068 nucleotides. RefSeq names its product serpin family B member 12 (gene SERPINB12). NCBI's taxonomy places the organism in Eukaryota, Metazoa, Chordata, Aves, Gruiformes, Gruidae. The transcript is spliced from 8 exons. The record is from RefSeq and is a predicted model, not a curated record. Gene Ontology annotation, molecular function: serine-type endopeptidase inhibitor activity. Gene Ontology annotation, biological process: negative regulation of endopeptidase activity. Bases 116 to 1369 code for a protein of 417 amino acids.
CUUUCCCACAAGAGUGGGAGAUUUUUGUAAUACAGUAUUCACAAGAACGUGCUCCAGAGCUCAGCUGUUGUGCUCUUCAUUUAACCUCUUCAGGCAAGAAGUCAGCAGCUGCUUCAUGAUGAGCUCCAUUUCUAGACCAAUUACUGAAUUUUGCCUUGAUCUCUACAAUAAGCUCAACAGAAAUGCAGAGGACACAAACAUCAUCUUCUCUCCAAUGAGCAUCUCUGUUGCCCUGGCCCUGGUCCAUCUAGGUGCAAAAAACAACACUGCCGCUCAGAUAGAGAAAGUGCUCCAUGUCAGGAAAGCUGCGGGAAGAAUGAGCCUUAGGUCUGAGCUUGAGACUGCAGCCCCAGAAAUGGAGCCAAAACAAAGCCAGGAAAGACAGCCAUCCCCCUCACAGUGCAACAAGGACGGGGACCUUAACCACAAAGCCUUCCAGGCACUGCUUUUACAGCUACAAGACCUCGGCAAAAGCUAUGUUUUAACCCUGGCCAACAAUCUCUUUAUACAACAAGGAUUUGAACUCCAGCAGCAAUUUCUAAUGUGCACUAAGGAACUGUAUGGAGCAAUGCUGCAAACAGUGGACUUUAAGGGUGCUCUUGAAGCAGCCAGGAUAAAAAUUAACGCUUGGAUUGAAAGUGAGACACAAGGUAAAAUCAAGGAACUCUUCGCUCCUGGUGUGAUCAACGCAGACGCAAUGCUGGUGCUGGCGAAUGUGAUCUACUUCAAAGCAUCCUGGGAACACAAGUUUGAGGAAAAAAAAACAGUACAGAGAGAUUUUAAACUGAAUCAGAAUGAGAAAAAACCUGUGCAGAUGAUGUAUCAGAAAGGCAUGUUUAAAUUAGGCUACAUUGAGGAGAUGGGUGCUCAGGUCCUUGAACUCCCUUACGCUCAGAAGUCACUGAGCAUGAUCAUCCUGCUGCCAGGUGACAUGGCUGAUGGAUCUACCAGCGGGCUGGAGCAGAUUGAAAGCACAAUGACCUAUGAAAAUUUAAUGCUGUGGGCCUCUUCAGAGCACAUGUCUGAGACAAGAGUGGAGGUAUACCUCCCCCGAUUCAAGCUCGAAGGCACCUUUGACCUCAAUGAGGUAUUACAAGAAAUGGGGAUGACCGACAUCUUCACUGAAUCAAAAGCUGAUCUUUCUGCAAUGUCGUUUUCCAAAUCUCUGGUGAUGUCAAAUGUUGUCCAUAAGACGUAUGUGGAAGUCAAUGAGGAAGGCACCAUAGCAGCAGCUGGUACAGGAGCUGUCAUUGUGAGGAGAUCUCUUCCUCUCACAGAGGUGUUUAUGGCCGACCACCCUUUCUUAUUCUUUAUUAGGCACAAUCCUACCAAUACUAUUCUUUUCUUUGGCAAACUCUGCUCACCUUAGUAUUGGGGCCAUUUUCUAACAUUGUGAGAAACACCUGGAUAAAAAUUAGAAAUAGUAUUUUUUUUCCCAAUGCAUUCUUAAUCCUUUGACAGCCUGUUUGUAUUUCAAAGUAAUUACUGCAAGCAGUUUAGAUUAGAACCCAUCAAUUGGAUGCUCUGCUGCUAGGCUCCUUGAAUUGCAAAUAUUGAUCUGAAUCCAGAAUAGGAGUAAAUUUUGCCUUAACCUCACUGGAUAUGAACAAUAUUUUCUUUCCUCGAUGCCCACUUAUGCUCCCGUAUUCCUCACGGUUCCCCAGCCCAGCCAUGUAGUAGAGCACAGCACCCGCCUGCCUUCGCAAAGGUGGAAUUGGUAUGCUGCUGUCUGAGGAGAACUGUCUGCAACAAUUUUCAGUAACUGCCAGUAAAAACAGAGUAGCCCUGCUCUGUAUUUUUUGAUUCCUGGCCAGCUGGCUCCUGGUCAGCAGAGACGUGCUUUAGAGACACAUUUUCCUUACCUGCGUCCUGUAGCUGUGGCAAAUCCUUUGCACAGUGGAGACCUGGCCAUGAUAUUCCCUUUCCUGUAGCAACUGCCAAGUAGGAGACACUUAUUUGCAGCAAAUAUAACUAUUUACUGAUAACUGUACCACUUUCUCCCCAGUGAUGUGUACUGAAUUUGCCUUUGUGCUAUUCUGCAUUAUAUAAAAAGCUUAUGCUAGAUGCA